AUGAGGAAAUUCGUGAAAUUCCUCGGCGGGGAAAAGGGAAACGCUGGAACUUAUCAUAGCAUUUGGUCCGUUCCAGCCCCGGAAUCAGGCUCAAGGGCAGUCGUCACAAAUACAAAGGAACCGCGUCAAAAGCUGUCUACAAAAAAGCCGCAGGCACCUCGGCACAUCUCGAGCCUCAAUCAUCCGUCGUUGGCAGAGCUCAGCAGUCCGACGACGUCCACAUUCUCAGCGCGUACGGAAGGAACAUCCAUUGCGGAACUUUCAGCGUCGUCGGACGCUCAGGUUUCGGAGUUGCAUGCGUGGACUCCAGAUGUUCAUCCUGUGCAGGUCAGUUCUCCGAAGGAGGAGAUUGAAUGGAAUAAAGAACAGCCACAUCCCAAUUACACUCGAGUGUUUGUCGACGAUGAUGAUGAUGAACCUGCCAACCCUACUUCUACACCUACGCUGCCUCCAGCCCCAACGGCAGCACCACCGCCUCCACCAACACCCACACCCAAGCCAAACCCAGAUCCGGCAUCGGGCCUCCUCAUAUUCUCUGAUACAACUGAUACGAUCCCACUAUUCGGACGGCAGUUCGGUAUAGCCCCGACAUCGAUGGUUCGCGAGCAGGAGAAAGCGCCAGAGCCGGAGCGGGAGCCAGAACAACCAAAACCAACAUCUUCAGGACCAAAGGGUCCGCAAGCGCUCUUCCAACAGGUCGACGAAGAGUUGGAAGCGCUGUAUGUCGGUUACCUCAAGAAAUCCGGCAAACAGAAGUCUUCUUCGGAGCCCUCCAAGAAAGUGAAACGAUGGCGGCCCAAGUCGGAGCAUGCCCUAGAGGCAUGUAUUAUCUGUCUUGAGCCGUUUGGACCGGAUGGGGCCAAGGCACCGGAUACGCUAUCCAUCGCCUGCCAGCAUAGACCGUCAGUCUGUUAUAUUUGUCUAGCGAAGAGCAUCAAGCACGACCUUGAGGCCAAGUUCUGGAACGAAAUCAGAUGUCCAGAAUGCAAGACGCUGUUUGCCCACGAGGAUAUUAAACGGUUUGCAGACGAGGAGACCUUUAAUCGUUAUAACAAUUUUUCCUUUCGGGCUGCAGUCUCCGUCGACAAAAACUUCGUUUGGUGUCUCGACUGCCCCUUCGGCCAACUCCAUGAACCAGGCGACGAACAGCCGCUCGUACGUUGUCUCAAUUGCAGCUCGGAGUCCUGCUUCAAGCACUCUAUCAAGUGGCACGAAGAUUUCACAUGUGACGAGUAUGAUGCUGUUCUCUGGGAUCCGGAUAGUUAUAGAUCUAUCAAGGAGAGGAAUGCCGGCCGCACUCAGGUGGAGCCAGAGUAUCUGAAAAAGAAGGAUCUUAACCGCGCAAAGAAAAAGGAAAGGGCACGACAAACGAAGUUGCAUGAAGCACAGAAGAAAGCGGCGCGCAAGAAGCAACAGGAGGAGGCUUCCCGGUUGCGAAAGGAGAAGAGGGCCGCUGAAGCCGAAGCAGCGCGGCCACAGCCGCAACUGGAGGAUGAAGACAAUGAAGAGCAGACAAGCGAAGACGCUGUGGAGGAUGACUUCAGAGAGAAGAUUGAAAUGUUGAAGAGGCGGAUGCGGGAGGUCGAAUUGUCGGUGAACUUGGUCGAGGAGAUCGCGAAGCGUUGCCCGGGUUGUCAAUGGCCAAUCGAGAAAAACGAGGGAUGUGACCAUAUGACAUGCAUCAAAUGCAGAAAGGAGUUUUGCUGGAUCUGCCUUGGCCCUUGGGCCUCGCAUACUGGCCGGUGCCGGCCUCAGCCAUAG
Messenger RNA from Aspergillus puulaauensis, 1761 nucleotides. RefSeq lists its product as uncharacterized. Gene Ontology annotation, biological process: protein polyubiquitination; ubiquitin-dependent protein catabolic process; positive regulation of proteasomal ubiquitin-dependent protein catabolic process. The coding region runs from base 1 to 1761 and encodes 586 amino acids. Gene Ontology annotation, cellular component: ubiquitin ligase complex; cytoplasm. The record is from RefSeq and is a predicted model, not a curated record. The transcript is spliced from 3 exons. Lineage: Eukaryota; Fungi; Ascomycota; Eurotiomycetes; Eurotiales; Aspergillaceae. Gene Ontology annotation, molecular function: ubiquitin conjugating enzyme binding; zinc ion binding; ubiquitin protein ligase activity.